This is a messenger RNA of Xiphias gladius (swordfish), 3156 nucleotides long. RefSeq names its product mitogen-activated protein kinase 6 (gene mapk6). Gene Ontology annotation, biological process: cell surface receptor signaling pathway; protein phosphorylation; intracellular signal transduction. Gene Ontology annotation, cellular component: cytoplasm; nucleus. The record is from RefSeq and is a predicted model, not a curated record. Gene Ontology annotation, molecular function: MAP kinase activity; ATP binding. Bases 877 to 3150 code for a protein of 757 amino acids. Lineage: Eukaryota; Metazoa; Chordata; Actinopteri; Istiophoriformes; Xiphiidae. The transcript has 8 exons.
GAUAACACACCACAGAGGUUUUGAGAAUACAUUCACAUACCCACAGUUAUACAGGGAGAUACUGGACUGUGCCGAAGCCUCUCCACCUGCCUGCCUGUCAGACUAGCAGUGUUGGAUAUACAGUAUAAAUUCUUCUGGAUGGACUAUUAACUUCGGUACUAUGUUGCUCCAGUCGUCUAAGAAGAACUUCAGCCUCAGUUAUACCCAAGUAAAAUGGAGGAUAGUUUUGAUUGCGACUGUGGCGAGCUUGAGCCACCUGAUCACUGAGGGUGACAAAUUACUUUGAAGACUUAAAGGCCGGACUCAUUUCAGUUCUGUAGAUCAGGUGACUUGACGGGAAAAUUUCGCAGACAGACAAAUAAAUAUUAAAAAAAAAAAAAAAAAGAAGAAGAAAAAAAAAAGUGCAUUUAGGCACAUUUCAUAUGACGCUGCUCAGGACCAGUCAUACACUGAAUGUAUCUGCACUGUGAGGAUGCAACUACAUGCUUUUAUAGUUUAACAUAGUCUCAGUGUUUUUUUAAUCAGCCUCAAAGUCCAUUCCAUUGCAGUCUAUAAACACUAGUAUACAAAGAACUGUCCAUUUAGAAAUAUCCCCACAUCCAGGAUUGGAGGAGAAAUUCAUCUUUUACAUUUUCUCUCCUUAUUCAAGAUGGAAAGAAAGUUUGACUACACAUUAGUGCCCCGCAUCUGACAGUGACGGCUAGACAGGGGGGACUCGGUAGUCGUCUGUAUAGGGGUUAGUUGGCUCAGCCUCUGAAGCAGUGAGGGAAUUGUCUGCUAAAUCCCUCUGUUGGUGUUAAAGUUAGACUUUAAACAGGCCAGAGACCAUACGUUUGAAGAAGCAGAAGCUUGGUGGAAAAGCCCGAAACAGUCAUCAUGGCAGAGAAGUUUGAGUCACUGAUGAACAUCCAUGGCUUUGACCUGGGUUCUCGCUACAUGGACUUGAAGCCUCUGGGCUAUGGAGGGAAUGGCCUGGUGUUCUCAGCAGUUGACACGGACUGUGACAAGCGUGUAGCUGUGAAGAAAAUUAUCUUGACUGACCCCCAGAGUGUGAAGCAUGCUCUGCGGGAAAUCAAGAUUAUCAGACGCCUCGACCACGACAACAUUGUCAAGGUGUUUGAGACAUUGGGCCCCAAUGGUCGCAGGCUAACAGAGGACGUGGUGUCCCUCACAGAGGUCAACUCCGUCUACAUUGUGCAGGAGUACAUGGAGACAGACUUGUGUCAGCUGCUGGAGAGGGGCCUACUGUCUGAAGGCCACGCCAGGCUCUUCAUGUACCAGCUCCUCAGGGGCCUUAAGUACAUCCACUCUGCCAAUGUGUUGCACCGUGACCUCAAGCCUGCCAACCUGUUUGUCAACACAGAGGACUUGGUACUGAAGAUCGGGGACUUUGGACUGGCCCGCAUCAUGGACCCCCACUACUCUCACAAGGGCCAUCUCUCUGAAGGUCUGGUCACCAAGUGGUACAGAUCUCCUCGCCUGCUGCUCUCUCCUAACAACUACACCAAAGCCAUCGACAUGUGGGCCGCUGGCUGCAUCUUUGCCGAGAUGCUCACAGGGAAAACCCUGUUUGCAGGAGCACAUGAACUGGAGCAGAUGCAGCUGAUCCUGGAGUCCAUCCCCGUACUGCGAGAGGAAGACCGACAGGAGCUCCACAGCGUCAUCCCCGUCUUCAUCCGCAAUGACAUGUCCAAGCCUCACACACCACUGGCCAAGCUGCUGCCUGACGUCAGUCCGCAAGCCCUGGAUUUCCUGGAGAAGAUCCUGACCUUUAACCCCAUGGAUCGUCUGACUGCAGAGGAGGCUUUGGCCCACCCCUAUAUGGCUGACUACUCCUUCCCCCUGGACGAGCCUGUCUCUCUGCACCCCUUCCACAUUGAGGAUGAAGUAGAUGAUAUCCUGCUCAUGGACCAGAGCCACAGCCACACCUGGGACAGGUAUCAUGAGAGCCAGCUGUCAGAGGCUGACUGGCACUUGCACAGCACCCACGACCCAGACGAAGUUCAGGUUGACCCAAGGGCACUCUCUGAUGUAACAGACGAGGAGGAGGUCCAGGUGGAUCCUCGUAAAUAUGCUGACGGAGAUCGGGAGAAGUUCCUGGAUGAGCCAUCCUUUGACUACUCCAGUCUGUUCCCGCCAGAGAGAUCCUGGCAGGACGAUCACCACGAGAACAAAUACUGUGACUUGCAGUGUAGCCACACCUGUAACUACAAGGCCGUGUCACCCUCCUACCUGGACAACCUCAUCUGGAGGGACAGUGAAGUCAACCACUACUAUGAACCCAAGCUCAUCAUCGACCUCUCCAACUGGAAGGAGCAGCAGAGCAAGGAGAAGGCCGACCGGAAGGCCAAGAGCAAGUGUGAGAAGAAUGGGCUGGUGAAGGCCCAGAUUGCACUGCAGGAGGCCGAGAAGACCCAGAGUCCGGUGGAGAAGGACAGAGAGCAGGAGAAACACCAGACAGAGAGGCCUCAAAGCCAGCAGAACCAAGGCUUUGACUUCGACUCCUUCAUCGCCAGCACCAUUAAACUGAGCCUUCAGCCGGAGCCCUGUCAGGAGGUGGCCCUGCUCAGUGAAGUGGGCCUCCUGAACGAGCUCAACUCUUCAGUCUCCCAGGUGGAGGCUCCCCGCUCAGGCUCCAUGUCCAAGUCCAUAAGUCAGGAGAAGGAGGAGAAGUGCCUGGUAAACCUCGCCCAGUUAGGGGGAGGAGGGUUGGGAGUUGUCGGCGGAGACGGCGCCUGGCCCGCUCACCCCUGGGAGAGCUUUGGCUCCGGGGAGAGAGUCGGGGAGAACGGCUGUUUGAUAGAUGAAGCAUGCUGGGACAUUCGUAAAGAGGACCACUUCCAGAAGGAGAGCACUUACACCAGCUACCUGGACCGCCUGUUCAGCCGGAAGGAAGAGGGGGUCGCAGAGACUGUGGCCAGCCCAGAGACGGAGCCGUCAGAGGGGAGAGAGCUGGACGAGAGCUUCCUCGGCAGGAACACGGAGAUUGUGCUUAAUAUGCAGCUUGACUCUCUGGCCCUGCCUGGCUUUGACAGCACCGAUGACUUGCCUCUAAAAUCCAUCCAGGCGUCCCUCACCCCCUGCGCUGUCAAAUGCUCCCCACAAAUUGCCCACAAAACAUACAGCAACAUCUUCAAGCAUCUUAAUUAAAAAAAA